Molecule: messenger RNA, 423 nt
Organism: Emiliania huxleyi CCMP1516
Lineage: Eukaryota; Haptophyta; Isochrysidales; Noelaerhabdaceae
Exons: 4
Coding region: 1-423 (140 amino acids)
Biological process (GO): proteolysis
Cellular component (GO): cytoplasm
Molecular function (GO): aminopeptidase activity
Source: RefSeq, a predicted model, not a curated record
AUGGCCCGGGCGGCGGCUGCGUGGUCGAAGUGGGAGAUGUCUGUGUUGAGCCGCUCGUCGCAGUUGCCGCCGAACAGGCUGCGCGACUUGCUCGACGGUGACCUCUGCGAGCUGCCGGCAGCUGGAGCUGUGUCGCCGGCGUGCGGCGGCCUGCCUCCGGAGGCGCGGCUGACCUCGACCUUCUCCGAGCGGCGCGCCUUCUUCGCCAGCGACGACGAGCUGCUCGACUUGGGCGGCAACGACAUCAUCUGCCCGCCGUCGACGGCGUACGAGCUUCACGAGGCGUGGCCGGAGAUGGAGCUGCGUGUCGUGCCGGCCGGCGGCCACUCGCACUACGACUCGGGCCUCAUGGCCGAGCUGCUGCGGGCGACCGACGCGAUCCGCGAUCGGAGGCACAGCGAACGCGCAGGCGGAGGCCGAUAG